Laetiporus sulphureus 93-53 is the source of this 1011-nucleotide messenger RNA. RefSeq lists its product as uncharacterized. The record is from RefSeq and is a predicted model, not a curated record. The coding region runs from base 135 to 722 and encodes 195 amino acids. NCBI's taxonomy places the organism in Eukaryota, Fungi, Basidiomycota, Agaricomycetes, Polyporales, Laetiporaceae. The transcript has 2 exons.
ACCUUCAAGACCAGGGCAUCGGCGCGACAAGGAUGAUCUCACUCGCGGAGACAUCUGAGCUCUCCCCUCCGGCGGUCGGAGAGGAACAAAGGUGCGGAGAUAUUCUGGAGGAGAUCUCGUAAGUGGAGGCGCGGAUGAUCCGCAAACGGCGUCCUGCAUGGACCCUGGACGAUCUUCGCGAAUUUUCACCGUCUCUGGCUGCGCUGAUCACAGCGCAGCGGAGGACGCGGCUUUCCCCCGAUCAUAUAUACCGAUCGCGUCCUCACGCCACCGCGCCCGUCCUUGCCUUGUUCAUCCCCGCCGUUCUCGCCAUCGCCGCCGCUGCCCACCAUCGCACGCAGGACGACUUGGCGGACUUUCCCGGAAUGGCUAGCGGUCUAUCAAACUCAGGCCCGCUGAAACGCAACUCAGACUGUUGCGGCAUCAUAUUCCCAUCAGCAUCUUCCGAUGUUCUCAGCUCAGACACGUCUGCAAUCAUCCUUCCCCGCCAGUGCCUUUCCUUUGUCCUCCAUGCUGUUCUCCUCGUGAUCUUUUCAUCUGUCCCAUCGAAUCCCGUCAUCCCUGCCCUGCCUCCCGCCACCGCCGCAUCCUUCCUGCGCUCCCUCCACGACACACCGCUGCCCUCGUCCGACCUGGCUGCCCAUGCUAGUGGGCGGCUCCCGCUUGCUGCAGUAAAACGCUCGAGUCGCGGUCAUUGUGGAUUGGCUCGCGGACGCCCAUGAACUUCACCCUUGACGACGACUCUCCCGACCUCAUAUACUCUGCCAGCGGCUGGGGAAUCCAGAGCGCGUCAAAUCCCGAUCUCGAGUCGUACUUCCAGCGCACGUACCAUGUCGCCGAAGCUGAUGGCGCGACCGUAAACUUCACCUUCACCGGUUCCGCCUUGGCCAUCUACGGAUCGACUGGCCCCGGGCAUGCAGACUUUGACGUGCAGUUCGACGACGACGUGAUAGAGCUCUCCGCGUUCGCUGCCGAGACACAGUUCCAGCAGUUGCUGUUCCAACGCUUCUU